This is a messenger RNA of Rhagoletis pomonella (apple maggot), 3819 nucleotides long. RefSeq names its product restin homolog. NCBI's taxonomy places the organism in Eukaryota, Metazoa, Arthropoda, Insecta, Diptera, Tephritidae. The record is from RefSeq and is a predicted model, not a curated record.
CAAAUAUGACAAAUAUUUAUUGUGAAUGCCGUAGUGAAACGCAGAGAACGUAUAUUGAUACGUCACGUUCUCUGUGAAACGUAUGUAAAAACCCAAAAUGUCAAAAACGGAAACAAUUUCGCCUGUCGGAUGUUUUCCAGUUACAUUUUCUCUUGCAUUAUUGACCGAUUUUUCUUUUCAACGGCAAGUGAAGCAAGUUAAUUUUAGGUAAUUUCGCGAAUUUGAGCGUCCGGAAAAUGUUCUAUUGUUAUUAGAUUACUGCCAAAAAUGAGUGAGAAUAAUAAUGUGGGGGAAAUGCCUCCUCCAUUGUUGCCGCUAUCUGAAACUGAGCCUUCCGCUGACGGUACCGUGUCAGAACUGAAAACCAUAGAUGUCGAUUCUAAAUCAGCAGCACAUAGUGCGGCACUAUCGUCGGGAUCAAAAAUCACAGCCGUUCAAUCAAAAUCGAUAGCAGCGCCCACACAAACGACAACAGCCGCAUCAUCCACGUCUUCAACGCCGGCUUCAUCGAUUACCGGUGGGCCGACCAGCCGUUUGCGGGCGCCAACUAACUACAGUGGCGAUGCGACGGGCGGUACUUCUAAAAUUGGACGUCUAUGCUGCUCACACGCAACCCCAAAAUCCGGACCACCACCAAGAGAUACGAAAAGCAUGAGUCGUGAAAGCGAUGACAACUUAAGCUCGAUUAAUUCAACGUACACAGAUCUGUAUCAAGAGACUGUAAAGCGCUUUACACGCUCCUCACUUUCGCCAGAAAUGGACCACUACACAUCGUCACGUAAUUCAACCAAAUCGACAACGACAUCCCAGAAAUCCGGGGAUGGGGAUCGCCGCACCUCUUUCGAUUUGUAUCUUGAGGCCACAGGUCGACGCCGCAGUUCAGUUUUUUGUCAGUUUCAUUUAGCUGUGCACAUAUGCCAGUUGCUGCUGCACCAUUGCGCUGUCAAUGCCAACGAAUUGCGGGUGUACGCGCCUUCGCAACGCAUUUGCAUCGCUGCAACAGAUCUAAAAUCACGAAUUGUUCACUUGGAGCGCUUACUGGAUGAUGAACGUAAGAAAUCAGAGGACUUGCAAUUUUCUAUCGAUGAGGCCACAUACUGUGGCAACGAUGUGCAAACCCAUGUGUAUAAGGAAAAAAUCCAAUUGCUAGAGAAAAAAUUGUCAGAACUUUCAAUAGCUACCAAAUCUACACCGUCCGCAGAAGAUACCGCUGCUGCCGUUGCUUUGGCUACAGAAGCGACUACUGCCAAAAUAUCCGAACUUGCCGUCCAACUCCAACAACAAAAGGACGAGUAUGAAGGACGACUUGCUACCUCUGAUGAUGAGCACAAACGAUUGCAUGAGAACAUAGAAUACCUGCGAAACGAAAAUGAGACAUUGCAAAAGGAGCUGGUGGAGAAAGAUGAGAGCUUGGAGAAAUUUUCGCUAUCAGCGUGUGGCAUACAAAAUCUGCGACAUGAAUUGGAUCUGCUUAAGGAAGAAGCCGAGAAGGAGCGCCAACAAUUGCAGGCCGAUUUUGCGCUUAAACUGGGGGAAACGGAUUUGUUGUUAGACACGCUACGCGCCGAAAUAACAGCGCAGAAAAAUUCGCUUACAACGCUAGAAAGCGAGCGAUCCAAUGUUGAAGAUGAAUGCGAAAUCCUCCGUACCGAGUGCAAAAAUCGUGAUACACAGCUGCAGGAUAUUAACGAACAAUUGGCAAAAUUGAAGGCGGAGUACAGCAUGCAGAAGGCAGAGAAUGCGACAUUGGAGGAACUGUUGAAGACGCAACAGGCGGGCUUUUUGCAGGCGAAGACGCAGUUGGAAGAAAAUCUAUUAGAAAUGGAGAAAUUAAAUGGGAAUAUAGUUAGCUUGCAGGAGGUGAAGGAACUGUCAGAAACGCAGCUGAAAACGGCCAAUGAAGAAGUAAAACGCUUGACUGAGCUGAAGAAGAGUUUCGAGGAGAAGUUGCAGGCUGCGACUAGCGCCGAUCAAGAAAAGCUAGUGGGCAUAACGCAGCUGGGUAUGGUUAUGGAAGAAUUGAAAAAACAGAUUAGUGAAAUUACAGUGGAAAAUGAAAAGCUAAAGGCCGAACUGAAGAAGCAACAGGAAGCCAACACUGUCGCCAAUUCUUCAGAAGCAGAGCUGCGAAAACUGUUGGAAGAAAAGGAAAGAAUGUAUAGAGAGCAACUUAAGGAGUUAGGAAAGACAAGUACGAAUCUGGAAGAGCAACUGAAAGGCGAGCAACAAAAAUCGCAGGCAAGCUUAACAGAAAAGCAGAAGGAGGUGGAGGCUCUCAUCAUUGAAAUCACCCAACUGCAACAACGCGUAAAGAGUUUGGAAAGCGAUUCAUCGGCAAGUGUACAACAAUUAAGCUCCAGAAUCAUCGAACUCGAAUCGCAAACAAGACGGCUCGAGGACGAUGUCAAAUCUAAGGAAGCUGCGUUGAAAGAAAAAACAGAGGCACAUGCGCAGCAGGAGCGUCUACUUGCUGAGAAAAUCGAAAGUUUGAAUUCGACCUCAACUGCGUUAGGCACUACAAAUAAUCUGGCGAGCAAACUGAGGCAGGAACUUGAGGCAGCUUUAACCAAUUGCGCUGAGUUUGAGGCCAACAGCAAGACACAAGGUGAGCUCUGCGCUAGCCAAAAACUUGAAAUCAGCGAUAUGACACGCAAAUUAGAUAGUCUAAGCACAAAAAGUGAUAUGCUGCAGACACAUAACGAAGCGCUGGAGAACGACGUACGAGCCGCGCGCUCGAACUGCACCGAGCUUCAGUCCGACCUGCGAAGACUUAAUGAAGAACUUGCCACACGUCAAAAGCAUUUACUCGAAUCACAAACGAACAGGAACGAUGAACGAUUGAAAUUAGAAAUCCAGCUAGAAGAGAUCAACCAGAAAUUAUUGACGACAACGAAACAACUGGGAGAAUCCCACGUAAUUUUGGAACGAACCCGCAACGAACUAUCAAAAAAGAACGAACAAUUGGCUAUUUUCGAGGAGAAGGCGAUCAAGCUAGAGCUGGCACUCAGUGACGGUCAACGGCAAUUCGAGAAUUUGCAAGGUAAAUAUGAAUCGCUGGCCACACAAAAUAAGGCACUGGAGGAAGACUUGAACACGCUGCGUACAACGUCCACUGACUCGAAUAGUGAGCUGUUGAAAAUAACACAGCAAGCGGCAGCAAAACAGAAAGCUUACGAUGAACUUUUAGAUAAAACAAACACGGAGCGCGGCGUUCUCCAGGGGCAGCUUCAGGCGAGUCAACAGCGCAUCGAUGCCUUGUGCAGCCAAGUAGAAACGCUUACACAGGAGAUGAAAAUCGCGACAGCGGAUAGCUUUAAGCGAAAUGAAUUACUCAAGCUGGAGCAAGAAAAGUGCGGCAAACAGGAACUCGAACUGGGCGUAUUAUCACGCAAGCUUGAGGCGCUCUUUUCAAAAUACACUGGGUUAGAAGCCGAAAAUAAGAAACUUCAGCAGGAUUUGGAUUUCUCGCAGGACGGCUCGACCACCCUAAAUGAAGUUGUAACAAAACUGAACAAUGAGCUUACUAAGAAUAAGAAAUUGCUGCAGGACCUUACAGAUAAGUCAGCCGCAGAAUGCCUCCAAUACGAAAAUCAGGCGCAAGAAUUAGAACAGCGUCUUCAAACAAGUAUUCAGGAUGCGGAUGGGCUGCGCAGUCAGCUGCAAGUGACAGUGGAAUCAAAAACUGCACAGGCUAAAGUGUUUGAAGCGCUACAAUCAAAACUUCAGACUCAGUCAGCACAGCAGUUGAGAGAUUUAGAAGAGAAGGAAGCUGGAGAGCGGAAUAAGAUUAUCGAAAAUUUCGAAGCGCAGCUCAAAAGU